This is a messenger RNA of Haemonchus placei, 1137 nucleotides long. The record is from the annotation of a GenBank genome assembly. Lineage: Eukaryota; Metazoa; Nematoda; Chromadorea; Rhabditida; Trichostrongylidae.
AUGCAAAAAAUAUUCAGUUCAUUGUCUAAAUACGUACAGCAGAUGCAUAAAUCCACUGAACGCGCUCACUGUGUGGUCGGUUCGCAUCAAUGUGAAUAUCCAUUCACAGCACAAGUACUUGCACAUGCCUUCCGUCCGCGAAGCGCAGAGUUCGAACCUAAUGAAGAUCCAUCUCGUCUCAUUGGCGAUAUCCAUUUCAACGACGACGUGCCAUGGGCUCCUGAUCUACUAUUUGCGACUGCUAUUCACGAAAUUGGGCAUGCCCUUGGGCUACCACACGUUGGCGAUGUGAACAGUAUUAUGUAUCCAAUUCUUGUCGAAGGGCAGCAAUUCACUCGAGAAGAUAUCUAUACCAUUCAAAGCCUUUAUGGUCCGCCACCAAGAAAAGAAAGGGACAACGAAAGGUUAGUUGUGAGCCGGCACGAAACAGAUGGCAAUUUGGAUAAGGAAGCAGGCCAACGGAGUUUACAGGAUACCGACCGCCAGAAGGACGUUAGGCCGCAUCCGUGUGCAUCAGAAGCCGACGCAAUCACGACGUUUCGAGGAGAAUUUAUUGUAUUCAAGGAUAAGUGGCUCUGGCGAGUUGUGAGCAACGGUCGGGAGAUCUACGGUCCGCAUCUGAUCUCGAAUGUUUUUCCUGACCUACCAGAGAAAAUCGACGCUGCAGUGGAAAUCCGUGGAGAAAUAUGGAUUUUUUCCGGUAGUGGAGAAAAUGAACGGAUGUUAAACGAGACUGCACUCCGAAAUAGGUACUGGAUAUUCUCAGAACGACGCCUUAUAAGUGGUCCUCAGCCGCUUAGCAGCUUAGGUCUCCCUGAGAACCUUCAACGAAUUCGUCUCGCCUACCAGUGGCAUUAUUUCAACCCUCCAGCGACUUAUCUUUGGGCUGAACGGGACUACUGGAAAUUUGACGUGAAGUCACGACGGGUCGAACGUUCAUAUGCUCGUCGUAUUAGCUUGAACUGGAAGCAUGUACCGCAGAACGCUACGGCAGCCUUCAGCCGCGACAAAGGUUUCGGUGUAGGAGGUCGUAUUGGCACGGCGUUCGCGUUUUUAGUCGGUGCCAUCUUUCGAGAUGGACAGCGUUUCAACGAGCGACUUCUCAGACGUGCCAAAGGACGCGGCCAUGGGCCGUAG